UACAAGAAUGACCUGGAGCUUGACUUUUCAGCUAGCAAAGACCAUUCUAUACACGGAAUAUCUUCAAACAUUAUGCAGUUAACAAUAAAAAGACCAUCUUUGGUUAAGCUAACACUUGAAACUUGCAAGCCAAGAGUUCAUUCCAGACUAACAAUACAAUGAUAACAAUGGCUUCUCAUGUUGCAAUUCUAAUCAUUUUUAGUCUUUACAUAGGUAUUAUUCCUGUUAGUCAGUCUCGUUUCGUAGACAAAUUCUGCGGAACUAAUGGUAACUACACAAGCAACAGUGUUUACAGUAAAAACCUGGACAGUGCUCUAGCCAACCUCUACUCUGCCUCAAACACUAGCAAUUCUGGUUUCUACAAUGCCUCAGUGGGAAGAAACUUUGACACAGCUAACGCGGUGGUGCUCUGUAGAGGCGAUGUUCAACACGAUAUCUGCAGAAGCUGUGUGAAAGACUCAAUUGUGAAGCUAAGAGAGCUAUGUCCUAACCAAAAGGAGGCUGUUGAGUGGUACGAUGAGUGCAUGUUAAGGUACUCAGAUAAUCCGGUUCUUAACAACCUAGUUAUUGACCCAAUCAGCUCGUGGUGGAACGGGAGUAACACAAGUCAUGCAAAUCAGUAUGAUCAAGACCUCAGAGCCUUGUUGGAUGAUCUGAAGGAUAAAACUCUGCGACAAAAGUUUGCCACAGGGAAGAAAAGCGGGCCAGAUUUUCUGACUAUUUACGCGCUUAUGCAGUGCACCCCUGACUUAGAUUCAACACAAUGCAGUGACUGUCUUGAUGAGAUUAUCAGAGCUAUUUCAUCGCGUUGCUUUGGAAUAGGAUGCCAAGUAGCGACUGCUAGCUGUAGGCUUAGGUAUGAAGCUAAUCGUUUUUAUAACGAGACGAUUACUUUUGCUGCACCACCACCGGAGUCAUCAGUGCCACCUCCUGAAAACAAUGAUAACACCAAGAGAACGGUGAUCAUAAUUGUUGUUGUGAUUGUUGGGGUUGGUUUGAUAAUAUUCUUGUUUAUAUCUGUCUGCAUCAAUAGAAGAAAGCAAAAGCACAGGACUCCUACUGAGCCGUCGCAGCAGUAUGACAAAGUGGAAGACAUGAGAGGAACCGAAUUUUCGCAAUAUGACUUUACCACAAUAGAAGUUGCUACAAAUUACUUUUCAGAUGAAAAUAAGCUCGGACAAGGUGGCUUUGGAGCUGUUUAUAAGGGUAUUUUAAGGACGGGUCAAGAAGUGGCUGUCAAACGUCUUUUAAGAGGUUUAGGUCAAGGUGAACAAGAAUUCAAAAACGAGGUCAUGUUAGUGGCACAACUGCAACACAGAAAUUUAGUUAGACUCCUUGGUUUCUGCUAUGAGGGAAACGAAAGACUUCUCAUAUACGAGUUUGUGCCUAAUGCAAGUCUUGACCAAUUUAUAUUUGAUUCGACAAAUCGUUCAUUAUUGGAUUGGAAAAGACGAUACAAAAUCAUAGGAGGUGUUGCUAGGGGACUCCUUUACCUUCACGAAGAUUCUAGACUACGAAUUGUUCACCGUGACUUAAAAGCUAGCAAUGUUUUGCUAGAUGCAGACAUGAAUCCUAAAAUUGCAGAUUUUGGCAUGGCAAAAUUGUUCGAAAUUGAUGAAACUCAAGGAAAUACGAGUAGAAUUGUGGGAACAUAUGGAUAUAUGGCGCCAGAGUAUGCAAUGUAUGGACAGUUCUCAGUCAAGUCUGACGUAUUCAGCUUUGGCGUAUUGGUUCUGGAGAUUGUAAGUGGUCAGAAAAACAACUGCUUCAGAAACGGAGACGAUGUUCAGGACCUCCUCAGCGCUGCUUGGAAGAACUGGCAAGAAGGGAAAGCAUCAAAUGUUAUAGAUCCAUUACUAAUAAACAAUUCAGAAUCAGUACGCGAAAUAAUAAGAUGUAUCCACAUCGGGCUACUAUGUGUACAAGAACACGUCGCAAAUAGACCUACCAUGGCAUCGGUGGUGCUUAUGCUCAAUAGCUUUUCGCUCACUCUUGCAGUGCCUACACAGCCAGCGUUUUUUAUGCACAGCAGCAUUGAUCCAGGUGAGUCAAGUGCUGAAGCUACUAACAAUUCAAGGGUGAACAGAACAUCUGGUAAUGCUGAAGAUAGAUCAGCUGAUUACUCUGUCGACAAUGCUUCAAUCACCGAUUUAUUGCCACGGUGAUAAAUUAUUAAGUGUUUGAUACGUAAUGUUGGUUUUAAUUUGAUCGGUUAAAGGGUAACUAGCAGCUCAAACCCUUGUUGGGCCUCCUGGCUUCUCCAAACUUACUCUGGAUCACAAUCGAAUUGAAUUUGCUAGAGAUCGGCUUUAUAAUUUGACUCUCCAACAUAUGAUGAAUAUGUUGAUUAGGUCAUCAAAUUCAUGUUUUGUUCGAGUUUGCGUCGCCGUUACGAGUUUGAUCAUUUAUUCAUUUCUAAGCUUGUACAGAAACUAAGCAUGAUUGAUAGAACAGUGGUGGGUUUAUAUAAUUAUAUUUUUCAAAUUUUUUUAA
Molecule: messenger RNA, 2493 nt
Organism: Daucus carota subsp. sativus
Lineage: Eukaryota; Viridiplantae; Streptophyta; Magnoliopsida; Apiales; Apiaceae
Product: cysteine-rich receptor-like protein kinase 44
Exons: 7
Coding region: 159-2165 (668 amino acids)
Biological process (GO): protein phosphorylation
Cellular component (GO): plasma membrane
Molecular function (GO): ATP binding; protein serine/threonine kinase activity
Source: RefSeq, a predicted model, not a curated record